AUGGAAGAACAACUCCGUGCCUCGCAACCCCUGAGUUCGGUAGAAAUUCAAGAACGAAAACGAGCAGCUCAGAUGCUCGACAUGGAUCGAAUCCAUCAGCAGAUGCUCUUCAAGGACGAAAGAAUUGUUGAGUUGAACAACGUCAUCCUGGAUAAGGAAAGGCAAAUCCUCGAUCUACAGGAAUUAUGCCGCGAACAAGGCGAGGUGGCCAGCGUGACAUCCCAGGCGGCACGAAUCGUCCAGAAGCAAUGGGAGGAUAAAAAUCGCGAAAGACGUGAAAUUGGUACAGAGACGGACGCUUCCCUGUGGAAUGAGGUUAGGCCAGUGGCAACCGGGAAGGUCGUGCUCAGAAGUGAUUCUCCACGGGCCGAACGGCUGUGCCUAGUAGCCAAGUUCUGUAUCAUCGAUCGAGAUUUUCUUUAA
Ostertagia ostertagi is the source of this 423-nucleotide messenger RNA. The record is from the annotation of a GenBank genome assembly. Lineage: Eukaryota; Metazoa; Nematoda; Chromadorea; Rhabditida; Trichostrongylidae.